Messenger RNA from Marmota flaviventris (yellow-bellied marmot), 513 nucleotides. RefSeq names its product peptidylprolyl cis/trans isomerase, NIMA-interacting 4 (gene Pin4). Lineage: Eukaryota; Metazoa; Chordata; Mammalia; Rodentia; Sciuridae. The record is from RefSeq and is a predicted model, not a curated record. Gene Ontology annotation, molecular function: peptidyl-prolyl cis-trans isomerase activity; DNA binding. Gene Ontology annotation, biological process: rRNA processing.
GAUGCCGUUUACAGGCAUUGUUUAAGACAUACCCAUGGGGCCUGAAGGGGCUUUUUACGGCUACCGGAGCAGUUGAGAGUUCAACGGCAAGUUUCGAAGAUGCCGCCCAAAGGAAAAGGUGGAAAAGCGGGGAAAGGGGGAGCAGCCUCUGGGAGUGACAAUGCUGACAAGAAGGCUCAGGGACCCAAAGGUGGUGGCAAUGCAGUAAAGGUUAGACACAUUCUAUGUGAAAAACACAGCAAAAUCAUGGAAGCCAUGGAAAAGUUAAAGUCUGGAAUGAGAUUCAAUGAAGUAGCCACACAAUAUAGUGAAGAUAAAGCCAGGCAAGGGGGUGACUUGGGCUGGAUGACAAGAGGGUCAAUGGUUGGACCAUUUCAAGAAGCAGCAUUUGCCUUGCCUGUAAGUGGGAUGGAUAAACCUGUGUUUACAGACCCACCAGUUAAGACAAAAUUUGGAUAUCAUAUUAUUAUGGUUGAAGGGAGAAAAUAAAAUCAUAUGAAAAACAGAGUAAGU